Trichogramma pretiosum is the source of this 6330-nucleotide messenger RNA. RefSeq names its product MOG interacting and ectopic P-granules protein 1 (gene MEP-1). The coding region runs from base 1177 to 4485 and encodes 1102 amino acids. Lineage: Eukaryota; Metazoa; Arthropoda; Insecta; Hymenoptera; Trichogrammatidae. Gene Ontology annotation, cellular component: nucleus. The record is from RefSeq and is a predicted model, not a curated record. The transcript is spliced from 11 exons. Gene Ontology annotation, biological process: regulation of gene expression.
UUCGACGUCGAGCGAUCUCUCUCUAUAUACAUCCGAUCAUACGGCACAUCGGAGUCUCGUUGUCAUAAUAAUCUUUGGCGUAUACUACGCGUACCGACACGUUCGAAAUUCAAAAUAGUCGGUCGCCCCCGCAGUGCAGAACACACCUAUUAAAAAGCCGGGCAACGAACGACAACGUGUUGUGUUAUUGUACGGUAUAUAUAGCGAUCUACACAAAUCCGUGCCGAAGCGGCUUUAAUAACGCAUAUAUACAAGACAGUGCUCCAGAGCGCAGACGGUCUUAUAUACGCUGCACACACAACGCAGUGACGUGUGUGCGCGUCUUAGAUACCGUACUAUAUAGUGCUGCACAGUGUUAGGAGUUUAGGACUCUCCUUGUGCGGGUAAGACUCGGUGCUGCUGCUGCUCUCCGUCGUGACGACGACGAACGACCGUAGAGAGUCUCGUAUACACGUAUAUGUAUCGGUGUGCGCGUGCGUCACUGUCUGUGUUAGUGAGUGCUGCGCGCCUAUAAUAUAGUGUGUGUCCGUGUGUGUGUGUGUGCCUGUAUAAUUGUAACUCACACGAGACUCAGAGGUUGUGAGUCGCGCAGCGUGGCUCUCUCGUUGUCAGUGUUGUAUAUGUGUGCGUGCGUGCGUUAAUAUUACCUGGUGUGUGAACCUCUCUCGCGUCGCGUUGACUCUCUGCGUAUAUGAUCGAGCUGUGUUGUGCCGUCUAUAGUAGUGGUGAGUCGUGAUUUGUGCACCUUUUUUUUUCUCUCAAAAAAAGCACACGAACCACCGCUUCUGCUGCCGUACUCGUAGUGUCGUAGUAGAAUCAAGUGUCAAUAUUACACACGAUAUAUAUAUAUAGCCCGAGCAUUCGCCGAGACGAGAGAGAGAUUGACCCCGAGAAGAUUGUGUCGGCCGUUUAAAACUCCGUAUCGUUUUUAAAGUGCGCUGUGUGCUGUGCUGCUGCUGCUGCUGCUGCUGCUGCUGCUGCUGGUUGCAUGCCUCGAGCGCGCACGAGGCAAACAAACUCUUCCUCCAGUUAUUGUACAUAAUAAUAUACAAGUGAGAGAGAGAGAGAGAGAGCAACGACAACGAUCAUCGUGUCAUCCGCGUCCACAGCUGUGGAUAGACAACUGUGAGCGUGUAAUUGUAUAUCAGUGAAACAUAUACUUAAACAUCGGCUGUGAUGGACUCUAGCGUUGAAGGGCACCAGACGCUAGUCAAAGAAUCCGACCAGGAUGUUGUUAUGUCCGAAGAACCUAUGAUAUCAAAUGGGCUGAAUGGUGACUGUGACUUGGAAGGCGAUGCAGUCUCUCCAAGUGCUGAUAAGCACCAGGACAAAAAUGAGGGCUUAAAACAAAUCAAUGUUAGCAAAAGUGCGUCUGACAAAAAGUCAUGUAGUGACGAGGGUGAAUCCAAUGUUGACUCUAUGGAAGUUGAUGAAAUAGUGGACGAUAGUGGUGUUCAAACUUCUGACAAUAGUGCUAAAAAAUUAUCAAACAACAGUGACAAUCAAUCUAAUAUUGAUAAAAAACAAGCUGCUGUAAUUGAGUUAUUGAGCAAUAGUGCUUCUUCUAUUGAAUCUGUGGAGGAGCCAAAAAAAGCUGACCAGACAGAUGCCAGCCUUCACAUAUCCGAUGCUGUAAUGCAGGAGGAAAAUGGCAGUGGUAGCGGUUCGGAUAUUGAAGAAAUAUCUUCUGGGGGUAAGAGUAAUGGUCAUGAUGAUAAAAAUGGUGCUGCUGUGCUGGAAGCAGAUACUUCCCUAAAAAAGAAAAAUAAGAAGCCCAUCGUGGAUCUGAGUAUCACACCACGUAGGAGUUCGCGUAACGUCAAUCGCAAGAGCUAUUUGGAGCGCGACAUGGAAGAAGAAGGAGCAUUGACUAUUGACAAUAAUUCAGAUGUUGAAGAAAUUAAACCUGAAGAUCCUUUGGCUGAAACAGAUCGUAGUAAAGACAAAGAAAACUCCAAGUUUAAAUCAUCAACAACAUCAAUUAUGAAAGGCUUAAUACCAAACAGUAAAAACACAAUUGUAGUUAACGAUGCCAAACGUCUUGUUGAAAUAGCAGCUGGGAGUAAAAAUAUGAAAGGAAACAAAAAAGAACCCACUCUGGUCAUCAUUGACACAAAUUCUAUAUUAUCGGGAAAAGGUGGUGUUCCUGUAUCAAAAUCCUAUCACUCGUCACCUCUAAAUUCAUCAGGUAGCUCCUUGUCAGUUACGCCAAUUGGUGUGCCACAACAAAUUUAUGGCAAUUCAAGGACCACUAUUACACCUGUGCCAAUACCACAUCAAUUGGGCUCUAACAAAUCUACCACUAUUACCCCUGUCAUCAAUCCUAUGAUACAAGCACAGUUGCAGCAACAACAUCAAGAGAUGCAACGACAGUUGCAACAACAACAACAACGACAACAAGAAGAAGAAAUGCAGAGACGGCAUCGAGAGCAAGAGUUACGUCAGCAGCAAGAGUUGCAGCGACAGCAACAACUUAUUUUACCCACUCUUACAGAUGACAUGUUUGUUGUUGAAGCACCGUCCUUCAUUGUACCUUAUGUAUAUGAAAAACCUCCAGUCAAGCCGCUCAAACAGUUUAUCAGUAAACUUGAUAAAAGUAUUAAAGAAUUUACAAAAGCAGAGAAAAAAGAAAGAAAAGAAGCACGUGAAAAAGCCAAAGCAGAGGGUAAAACUCUACCAGAUGAUUCGGAUGAUGAUUCAGAUGACGGUGAUAAACCAGAAAUAAUAACUGAAGUACCUGCUGAUGCUGACAAAAAUAAAUUGCAAACUUAUUUUGACCUACCAAUCGGAAAGUUCUUUACGACGAUUGGUAUGAAUCUCGUACAGGAAUAUGUACAAACAGAUUUACUGAGAACUCAGAAAAGAAAACAGAAAAGUGGCGGUACUACAGCUGAAACACAAAUGGCAAUUAAUUCAUUGAUGAGGAACCUUGAGUACAGUAAAGAAAAUAACGAACCGUUCCACUUAGAAAUGAAAAAAUGCGAGUUUUGUAACUUCAAAACCGAAUCUGCUUUGGUCAUGCAACAUCAUUUGGAAACUCCACACAUGCGUAAUUAUGCAUACAAAUGUAAUUAUUGUUCUGUUGAGCAACGCAGUCCUCACGAUAUAUUAUAUCACAUGGAAGCAGAGCAUAAUAUUCGCGGUAGAUUAGAACGUGGACCAGCUUUCCAUCAGUGCCCGAAUUGUCCAUUUGAAGAUAAUCAGAAGGGAAAACUUAGUCGUCACAUAAUCGCUUGUGCAAAGAAAUUUAGGCCUGAAAGAAACUUGGAGCCAGCAAUGGAUUGGGAACCAGCAGCCAAAAUACCUAGAUCACACCGACCGAGAAAUAUGGGACCUCAAAUGACUGCUACUAAUCUAGCAGCUAUGCAAAAUGCAGCGAAAAAUUCUCAAUUACCGAAAUUGUUGCCUGCACCAGUUACCGGAAGAGGUAGAGGAAGACCUCCCAUGCAACCGAGAUUCCCUGACAUGAAAGCCAUGUCUAGACCUUCUGUUGGCUCACCGGGUGGUUUAAGACCUGAUCAAUAUGCCGCUGCUGCGAGUAUGAUGUAUCGUCAGGGUACUUCUGGUAUGAUGGGACCAAACUCGUUCCCUAUGAACAGUGGAAACCAGCUAUUCCACCAGGUGACGGGUAGUUCGGGUGGCGUCAUGUCUAACUUGAGUAGUGGCUCCGGCAGAAGCUCCGGACCAAUGGUUCUGCCAAUGCCUAAUAUUAAUGAUGCCCAGUCUAGGUUACUUUCAUCUCAGAAUACCUCGAUUAAUAAUGCUAAUCGCAAUCCAGCGGCUAAGCUGAUGAACCAGCCCAGUAUAUCGAUAACUCCUUUACCACGGGCUGCUGCAACGUCGUCAGGCUCAGCGUCAGGUAGUAACCAAUUCAAAGCAGGCGGAAAGAGCACUUUUGUUAUCUGCGAAAUUUGCGAUGGCUAUAUCAAGGAUUUGGAACAACUCAGAAACCAUAUGCAAUGGAUUCAUAAAGUGAAAAUCCACCCCAAGAUGAUUUACAACCGACCACCUUUGAAUUGUCAAAAGUGUCAAUUCAGAUUCUUCACAGACCAGGGUUUGGAGAGGCAUCUACUAGGUUCUCAUGGUUUAGUUACAUCAAGUAUGCAAGAAGCAGCUAACAAAGGCAAAGAUGCUGGUCGUUGUCCAUCAUGUGGCAAAGUUUAUCAAUGGAAAUUGCUGAAUCACGUUGCUCGCGACCACGGGUUGACAUUGAAACCUGCUCAUCUAUCUUACAAAUGUACAGUGUGCACAGCGACGUUUGGCAUGUAUAAACAAUUUGAAACUCACGUGUAUACGGCUCAUAGUGCAGUGAACAAACGUGCUGCUGACAAAAAGAGUAGCACUCUGACAUCGCCAUCUACAAAGGCGAAUGAUUCACUAUUGAAACCACUAAAAAUUAACGACGAAAUCACGAUUAUUGCUCAACCAGCUAAACCAGCAAACAGUAGAUCGUCGAUAGGCCCACAGCACUCAAGGCAAAAAUAAUGAUAAAAUAAUGUAUAUUAUGAUCUCGAUGAAAAGUGUUUGAGAAUGAAAUUUAAUUCUUUAGCGCGAUUUCAAGAGUGUCUCCGUGCGUUCAAAAACGUGCGGAAAUCAGUAAUGCUCCUUUAAAUAUAAAUAGUUUAUGGAGUCACGAGACGCCUUUAUUAAAGCAGAAUUGAAAUUCAUAGUUGUAGUUUAAAACAUCAAUAUUCGUUUUUCAACAUUAUUUAAAAGAAAUGUAUGAUAAUUUUUCAAAGGGGCAUAUUAUUGUAAAAAUAAGGCUCACAUAGACACUUGACGACGAAAGGAGUAUUGGGAUUUAUUAUGAUUACGUAAUGAUACUACUAAGUUGGAAUCAAUAUUAUAAAACGUAUAUUUAUUUAAGAAUUUUUAUUGUUGUUAUCGAAGACACACGAUAAUAGACUGUGAAAAAAAUUAUAAAGUUGAAAUGAACAUUUACGGAUAAAAAAAAUCAUUAAGUCACAAAAAAGAGGGUGGCCUUCAAUACGAUUUCUUGGUUGAUUGAUGAUACAUCGAGUUGCAUCGUUUUUUGUUCUAUUGUAACAAUAUCAGACUACGAAUUCACAUUAUUCAAAAUUUCAGUCGUAGAUUAGGUAAUGUUGAAUCUAUUAUUGAAUAAAUAUUAAAAUUUAUCUUUAACAUGAUUCGUUGUAUAUCACCUAACAUAUGAAGUGCUACAAGUCAUUUAGAUGUAAAAAUGAUCUUUUCAUACCUACUUAUGACAAAAAAUAAAUAUAUCUUGUGUCUUUCUAUAUAUUUUCUUGGUUUGACGUAUGUGUAAUGAGAUGUGAAAGACACUGUCACUGUGUAUAAUUGGUAAGCGAUAUAAAUAUAAAUUGAAAAAAGUCUAUAAGUAUAAGUAAAAUACUUGGACUGUUUUAUUCCUUAUUUACUCGCUUUCGCGACAAUUUUACUAUUCGUACUAACGAUGAUUGAUUAUGCUCAUCGACACUUACCAUGAGUAUUUUAUAUGUUAUAAAUUUUGCUGCUUUUUUUUGUUUUUGCUUAUUUGAACGUACGCAUUAAAAUUCAACACAAUCAUGUAAAAAAAUUAAAUAAAUACUUUAUUUUUAUUUCGAUUUCGAAAUAAAUCUAACUAUUUAUUGACCGUAGUUACAUUAUGAAACUCCCAAUUGUUGUAUAGAAGUUUUUUACGAAAAAAUGAUCGAUCUUUACAGACCGGAUUUGAUAUUAAUAGUAUAUGAUAAUUUUAGGUAGGUAAAGUGAAGAAUAUUUAGAAUCACAUGUAAAUUGUUAACAACAGAUUCUAAACUAUUCUUUAUUGCUUCCUGAAGUUAAUACAAUUUUCCGUUAUUUCUUCAGCAGAAAGUAUCAAUUGAAGCUGGCUACUUGCGAUUAGAGUAACACGAAAAGAAUAUUUAAUUGAAACAUAAACCUGUAAGUUCUCUGAUUUCUUUUACCUGACAGUUGAGAAAUGUUUACGAUGCUAAUUAAGUACCUAUGAUGAAAUCUCGUGAACAAUUUUUGUACUUGUUAAAUUUUCAUUAAUUGUUGUUAAUAUAAUUUACUUCAAUUUUUUUCAGAAAAAUUUAAUUUUGCCUUUUCAAAGCCUACUUUUCAUUUGAGUAGCUCUUAUAGUGAAUCUGUAAAUGGGAAUAAUUAAAAUUAUACGUGAUUAAAAAGCAUCAUAAAAAUUGUAAAGUGUACCUAUUACUUCUAUUGUAACUAUAAGUCGGAUCUAAAACCAAAAAUGAUCCAUCGUUACGAUAAAAUAUUCGAUUUUAUUUUUUGCUUAUCUACAGUAAGAAUAUGAGAAAAUGUACUAUAAUUUUAGAGUAAAAUAAAGUGAAAACAUAUAAAAGAAAA